CCAUCGAAGCAGUCGAGUGGUGCGACCAUCUAGUAACGCAGUUUGCGCAACAUCCUUCAGCACUUGAACGGGUAAGACUUGAAGCGCCAGCGCAACGCACCCGGUCGCGUUAUCUUCUCGUGGAUAGAAUCGUCAGCCAAAGAUAGGGGUCUCAGUAUCGUUAGUGUCCUUCAACAUCAACACGUGGAUUUUAGGGAGUUGCUCUAUCAGCGAAGCAUAAUCAACAGCAGCAGCAGCAGCAGAUCAUUGCACAUUCCUGUAUUUGACGGUCGCAUCACGUUUCCCAGGUACGGUUUUGUGCAUCACUACCACGAAGGCACUCUGCCGGGCAGAGGGGUGCAGAGAUCCAUAUCGGCACACGUUUUAUCAGUGGCCCCGCGGAUGGUGUAGGAUUAAUCGAGUUCGCUCAGCUAUCGAUAACACCGAGCACGGCACACGGGCACAUCGGAGGGGUCGUGAUCGUGGACAUCGUCGUCGUCGUCGCCAAUCGUCAUUUGCUUCGGUUUUUUUUCGAUUUCGAACCGGCAUAGCAGAAGUAGCCAGAGUUGCGAGCAGCGAACGGUGCAGGCGGAUAGAUAACGGUGCGGCAUUUUACCGACAGUCGCGAUUUAGGUGAAGCGCUCGGGUUGUAGUCAGGCUCUCCCACCGAGGCUCCUUACUGCUCCGGCUCAGUCGCUGUAGGAACGGCGUUGCUACGGUAUAGUAGUCGGGUUCACGGGAAUAGUAGGCGCGCCAUCAAGAUGUUCAUCUCGACCGGAUAUACGACGAUAGCGGUGGUGCUGUUGAUUGCCGUGAUUACCCAAGUGUCGGCCGCCAUUAAUGGCCAGGUGUUUGCGAAUAGUAAACAGGAAAACAAUAUCCGGUUACUGCGAUCGGAGAUAUGCGGUUCCAACUCAUCGUUACGCAGUAUCUCCAUUAAAUCGCUCACCGAUGAGCACAGUGAACGUACGGUGGAGGACGCACUGUGCACCGGAACGCAGCAGAGUAGCAACACGAGCGAACCUGUGUUGCUUUGGAUUCCGGUCGCCAACUUUGGUGAAGGGAAGGCACCAUCGUCAACCCGUUAUCUAGGCAAGGGCCAUGGUGAUGAGGAUUUUGCCGAAUUCUGCAGCUAUGACGUAACGGCGAAGGUCUGCACAACCGCCAACGGUAUUGUGGAUGGAUUGAUUCUGCUGCUCGCGGACAAGUAUCCGGAGCGGUACGAGUUGCGGGAUUUAGUGUUUAAAAAAUGGACCAACAGCACACGGCUCGGGUCGCCACUGUUGGCGUACGGUUCGCUGAAGAACCGUGAACCGAGCUAUCGUUACAUCGAUCAAGACAUCUCCUAUCUGGCCGACACGCGGCUUGAGUACAUCCUGCCGCCAAGCGUAACCCGCGGUGUAACGGUGUCCGUGUUCCGGGGCCAAACCGAAGCGUACAGGCUACUUGCCGGUGAAACGCACUACAGCCGCCAAUUCCAGACCCUGAAUGCCAUCCGGUACCUCAGCCCUUACAGUGUCGUCAAUGUCUCAGUCAUCGGAACCGAGAGCCGUAAUUACCGCGAGUUCCGCGGUAAACUGGUGACGGUAUACAGCGAUGAGGAGGGCUAUGGAUGGGCCAAAUCCGUUUCGUCUAUCGAUGGUGCGACAAUCGAAACGAAGCUAACGGAAGCACACAUCGAAUAUGCACCACCAGCGGCCGAAGGUCAGGGUGCGCCCCAACUGCGACCACCACAGCAACCAGACGGGAACAGACCGUCCAGCUCACCCUCCUCCAAACCGAUCCAAGUCAAACCGGACAAUAUUCACAUACACAUCAACGAGCUAGACAUGGGACAAGCGUACCCGGGUUUCCGCAAUGUGGCCAUCUGUGCGGCCAUUCUGUUCUUCUCCGUGCUUGGCGUUGCGCUGAUCGACAUAAUUCGCCGAACCUUGAUCAAUCGUCGCGCCAAACGGUUGGGAAUCGGCAAGUAUAGCCGUGUGUAGAGGACAGCGGACAGUGCCGUGGCCACCGGGUGCAGAAAAGUCCGGGGGGGGGGGGGGGGGGGGGGGGCGGGGCGUACAGUGAAUAGUCAGGAGAUUAUUUAAAAUCUGUAGAAGCGUUUCGCGCCCCCGUUUUAUUACCGCACAUUCCUCCUCCUGCAGCAUUAUGCAGCGCAAGUAUUAGCUUAGUAGGCUUCGCGACUCGCGGGGAACAUGUUAUUUAAAAACCGAAAAAAGUGGGAUUAAAAUCAUAAAACACUAACUAACAGAA
Anopheles aquasalis is the source of this 2232-nucleotide messenger RNA. RefSeq lists its product as uncharacterized. The record is from RefSeq and is a predicted model, not a curated record. Lineage: Eukaryota; Metazoa; Arthropoda; Insecta; Diptera; Culicidae.